Messenger RNA from Ostreococcus lucimarinus CCE9901, 4224 nucleotides. RefSeq lists its product with no specific name. Gene Ontology annotation, cellular component: spindle pole. Lineage: Eukaryota; Viridiplantae; Chlorophyta; Mamiellophyceae; Mamiellales; Bathycoccaceae. Gene Ontology annotation, biological process: spindle organization; mitotic cell cycle; establishment of meiotic spindle localization. Gene Ontology annotation, molecular function: protein binding. The transcript has a single exon. The record is from RefSeq and is a predicted model, not a curated record. Bases 1 to 4224 code for a protein of 1407 amino acids.
AUGGGAGGGAAGAUGAAGGACGCGCGCGCGCGAGGGGACGCCGUCGACGACGCGCGGCGGCCGAGCGCUCGCGCGAGCGGGGAGCGACGACGGGCGGUUUUGAGCGAGCCGGACGCGGUGCCGGUGGUGCGAUUCGGCGCGGUCGACGUGGGAGGUACCGGGUGCGAGGGGUUGGAUAUCGUGAACGACACGGCGUUGACGCAAGAAGUCGCGUUCGCGGAUUGCGAAGCGAUCGCUCGAGACGGCUUCUCGCUCGAUCGAGAGACGUUGACGAUUCAACCCGGCACGACGGAGCGCGUACAGUUGACGUGGACGCCGCAGAGGGCGAUGGCGGCGACGUACUGCGGGCAAAUCUCGUUCGUGGUCGUCGCGGAGGCGCCGGUACCCAUGCCCGAGGUGGAGAUGAAGGCGCGCAUUCGCGGCGUGGCCAAGGGCGAAGUUUUACGACCGUUGACGAAUGAAGCGCCCGAGGAACGCGUGGCGAGCGCGACGAAACGUCCGCGAGAUGCGAGGUUGGCGACGCGGCGGUCGCUCGCGACGUCGCCGCGCAAACUCGCGGGUGAGGAUAAGUUGGCGUUGGACGCGAUGCGUGCGAAGCAGCGUCGGCUGGAGGACGAACCGGCGACUUUGGCGCUCGCGCCGGUGGCGCGAGCGCUGCAACUUCAGCGAGAAGAUUCGGCGUCGGGCGACGCCCACGAGGGUUCUACGAGUCGAAACGUGUCCGACGAGUUCCAAGCGGGAAUAUGGUUGCGUCAGCAAGAGCUCGCGUUCAUUGCGUGGUUGAAUCACACCAUCGUCAUCGACGACGUCGGCACGAUGGGCGACGACUCGCCGUCUGCGAACCGAGGAGGGAACGCCUCGGCUCGCGAAGUGCGGCAAACUGUUCGAAACAAACUCACGUCAUUGUACAGCUACGAUGACGAGCUCGGGAGAGUCCUGAAAAAGACCUACAGACACGUUGACAACGCUCGAUUCAGAUUGAACACCGGACAGACGUUCAUGGAUAACGUCGCGCUCAAGGAGGAAUUUGCGCGCGCGCUGUCGUGCUUCUCACCGUUUUGGUUGCAACUCGGCGUCGAUGUGGUUGUCGGCGGAGGCAUCGUGUGGAAGCGACGCGGCGAUUUGCACGAGAUUCAGAAGGAAUGCAUCGCCGCCUUGUUCCGUGAUAGAGAUUUGGAGAUUGAAUUUGGAACCGGGCACGUGCCCGGCGCGCCGCCGUUCGCACACGGAUACGAAGAGGCGUUGAGCCGAAGCGUUCUCAAGCGCGUUUUACUGCUGGUGUUCAUUCUCGAUCGCGCAGCGAUGAGUGGGUUACCCCCGAACACGCCAUUACUUAUGCGUCCUCACGCGGCGCUCAAACGAAGUGAAGACAUACUUCGCACGGCGUUGCAAGGCUCGAUGUACGGCGAAGGCGACGUCAUUCGCAACUUGAGUCAAUGUUCGUACAAGUUGCACUACAAACAAAAUCCCAUUCGUGAGUACGACUUUCAGUGCACGAACUUGGCUGUCGAUUUGCGCGACGGCGUGCGUCUAUGCCGACUCAUGGAAGUUUUGAACGCCGACGUACUCUUCAUGAGCUACGACGAAAAGAACAAGGAAUGGAAGCGAAGUCUGUUGAGCGAGGUGCACUUCCCAUGCGCAUCCAGGGCUCACAGGGUGCAGAAUGUCGAGGUUGCGCUGCGAGCGAUCAAGGAUCAACAAGUUGGCUUGCCUGGUACGUGGAGCCGAAUCAAAGCUGAGGAUAUCGUCGAUGGUCACCUCGAGCACACGAUGGGGUUGUUGUGGGCGUUGAUGAUGCACUAUUCGGCGCCGGGCUUGCUCCUGCCCAAGUCGUUGGACUCAGAGAUCACUAGAUUGGGCGGUAAAGUGCCAGAUAUCAAGCGUAUCGAACGGCUGUCAGCGGCACGACGCGGUGAUUCCGUCAUAGAAGCGCCGCAGUGCGCCAUGGAAGCGCGCCUAUACGCCUGGGCGCGGGCUGCGUGCGCGACUCAAAACGUUGAGCUCAACAAUCUCGGCGGCGCUUUCACCGAUGGUCGCGCUCUGUGCGCUCUUAUUCGCGCUUACGCGCCCAUGAUGAUUCCAAAGCGUCGCAUUGGUAAUGCUCCGCUGAAGCUCGACGAUGCGAAUGCGGAUACGGCAAAACACGCUCGGGAGUUGGCGCGUGACAACUUUGCUGCGGUUGCCAAGGCACUUCAAGCGCUCGGCGGCGUGCCGAACCCAACGUUUGAUAUACGAUUUACCAGUGACGAAGGCCUGGACUCUCCUGAUCCACGGGCAGUAAGUGGAUACUUGCUGUUUCUCAGCGCGCGCUUGCUGUUAUUGCGGCAGCAAGAAGUCGCUUGCGUCCGCAUCCAACGCUGGUGGAGAUGGAAUCGUCCAAACCGACCCAAGUUUGCCGAAGUCGUUCGCAAGUGGAACGCGGCGUCGACGGUAAUUGCAUCGCACGUUCGCCGCGUACAGGCAGUGGACGCGGUAAAUGCGCGAAAGAAUGCAAUCGUAAAGCUGCAAUCUUUCCGACGCGCGUGCGUAGCGCGGCGAGAGUUCCUCAAUAUGAAGAAUGCCGCGGUGAAGAUUCAAUCCUUCAAACGCAUGCACACGGCGCGCCUGGAAUUCCAAGACACAAAGUGGGCGGUGGAAAAGGUGCAAAAGAUGCGACGAGGUUGCGCGCAAAGAAAUCAGUUCUUGCGCAAAAAGCAAGCUGCGACUUUGAUCCAAGGUUGGUACCGAACGGUUUGUGCGCGUAACGAAUACGUGAACAAGACGUGCGCUGCGACCAUUAUACAGAUGCACUGGAGGGCUUUUGCCGCGCGCGCCGAAGCAAAGCGCAUCGUCGAAGCGCGAAUGAAAAUAAUUCACAGCGCUGCAACGAAGAUUCAAGCUGCGUUUCGAAAAUGUAUGAUGCGCAAGCACUUCCUUCGCUUGCGUUGGUUCGUGAUUUUAUCGCAAGCGCGCGCUCGCGCCGCCGCCGCGCGCCGGACCUUUGUGGCGCAAAAGAAGGCUAGCGUGACAAUCCAACGGCGUGUUCGACGAUUUUUGGACUACAAUGCGUACAAACGUCGUUCGCAAAUGAUAGAAAACGAGCGUCAGAAGAAAGCUGCGACGACGAUUCAACGUCACUGGCGUGGAUACAACACGCGCGACGGACUCGACAACAUUCAAUGGAAGACGUACUUCGUCACGUUGCUGCAAGCAUACGUGCGACGUUGGCAAACUCGUCGCAAGUUCGUGAACGAAAUUUUACCGCGUCAAAAAGAGCUCAAGUUGCAAGCGCGGAAGACGCAGAUGCGUGCGCGAAUGGCUCGUGAGCGCGAGGCGGCGACAUGCAUUCAAAAGUUCUGCCGCGGUCACCUCGCUAGAAAAACAGUGAGAAAGAUGCGGCGCAAGGCGUCCAAGGCGAAACGAGCCGAGAAGGAUGCCGCCGCGAAUCUACUUCAAAAGGAAGAGAAAUCUAGCGAGGAAAUCACUCAGCGAAGUCGGCGUCCUGUGUCGGCGUUCACGAGAAAAGCUUUGCUCGAACAACACGUGGUGGUAAUCCAAGCCUUCGUUCGCGGCUGGCUCGCGCGAAAGCACGCGGUGCAUAAAUUGGAGUGGCAUCGCAAGAGAAUCGCCGCCAAGGCGCAGCCUGUCAAUCCUUUACACGCGCGCGCUGAACAAGCUGCGAAUAUGAUCGCCGCACCGCACGCACGCGAUGACUGCCUGCGUGGUUGCACGUUCUUCACCGAACACUGGAAUCUGUCCAAGACGUGUCGAGGCAUCGUCACCUCGCCUCGCGUGCUGCACGCGUUGAUGCGCAACGUUCGACAGUGCAGCCGCUCGGCGUCACAAGUACCUUUGUUGACCGCGGCGUACGAUUUGUUCGAGAUCAUCGCACGCGAUAAGCACUACGCGAGUGCGUUGGAACAAUGCCCCGACAGUGUGAUGACCAUGACGGAGCAUCUGCAACAGUACCGCGACAGGCCGACGCUUUUGGAAUCCGCGGUGAACACGAUGGUGGCGUUGUUUGAAAACUCGUCCAACAAGCGGUCUUUGGUAAGCGAAAAGUUUUUGACGCGCGUCGAAAAAAUGAGAGAUAUCAUCGACAGCAAUCGCAUCGUGCACAGACGUCGGGCGAUGACUUUUGCGCAGCAAGGAAGAUACAAGGAAGAAACCGAAGCGCGCGACGCGUUGGUCAAGACGGAGCAAACGCUCGCGUGCUUGAAAAAGUUGACUCGUACGUUGACGUAA